AUGAAAUAUUUCAUAAUUAAUGGAUCAUCACAGACAACAUCUAUUAAGAAUACUUUUGGUUUCAUUUUAUUUGCGUUCGCUUUUAUAUUAGGCUUUCUUCUUGGCUCAAGUUUUAAUGAAACAAAAAGUAAAAUACGUCUUGUAUUUUCGUCGGAUAUAAAAUUAAAUCAAAGACCAGCAACAAAUAAUCAACAAUCGAUAAAAACAUUUACUUAUGGAAAUAAUUUUACACACGUUUGGUCAAUGCGUUUAGCUGAUGAAAAUUAUUUUCGUCUCGCCCAACUUCUACCAUGUCGUGUUGUUGAAUAUGUUGGCGGACCCAAAUUAGAUAAACUUGAUUCAUGUGACCAUACAUCAAAAAAUGAAUUCUCAAUACAGAAUACAAUAGAAGCCCAAAAUUGGCUUUAUGAGCAUCAACAUCCAAUAGAUUGUACCAAUAAACGUAUUGCUAUUAUUCAGAAUUUUGCUUGGUCCGGUAUUGGAUCAACUGUUCAUCAAAUUGUGUGGGCAUUUGGUAUGGCAAUAUCGGAUAAUAGAAUUGCUGUAUAUCAAACUCCAGGAAAUUGGCUUUAUGGAUCUUGUAGUUCAGGUACACCAGAUUGUUUUUUUCUGCCUAUAACUCAUUGCUCAAUUCCAUCGAAAGUCGAUGGUAAUCAAGCAAUUAAAAUCAAUGCUAAUAUGGGUCAUUGGGGUAAACCUAUUCUUCCACCUAUAUUUCAAAAUCGAACAUUUAAUUGGUAUCGUGCACAAUUAUUAUUUUAUUUAAUGCGAUAUAAAUCUGAAACGUUAGCUCACGUACAGAAAACUAUAGCACAAUCUUUUAAACCACCUUCAAUUGAUCUUCAUCAUCCAUAUAUUGCUGUAUAUGUACGUCGAUCAGAUAAAGUUCGAAGUAAAGAAAUGUCUCAAGCAUAUACACUUAAACAAUAUUUUGAUUUAUUUGAUACUGAUGCUAGACGAGCGAAUAUCAGCACAGUUUAUAUUAAUUCCGAAGAUGAACAAGUAUUCAAUGAAUUUGUUCAAAUCAAUAAAGAAAAACAAGGCUAUUAUAAAUUAUUAAACAUAACAGUACAAAGAAAUGUUGUUUUUGCAUCAUUAAAUGCUAUGAAUAAGGAGCAACGUGGAAAAAUCGUAUUAGAAUUUCUUAGUGAUUUAUUCAUUGAAGUUAAUGCAGACUUACAUGCUGGUACAUUAUCAUCAAAUUGGUGCCGAUUGGUUGAUGAAAUGCGACUUGUACUUGGAAAAACAAUACCUUUUUAUACACCUGAAAAUAGAUUUUUGAUGGAUAUGUGA
Rotaria sp. Silwood2 is the source of this 1293-nucleotide messenger RNA. Lineage: Eukaryota; Metazoa; Rotifera; Eurotatoria; Philodinida; Philodinidae. The record is from the annotation of a GenBank genome assembly.